Messenger RNA from Parastagonospora nodorum SN15, 510 nucleotides. RefSeq lists its product as hypothetical. Lineage: Eukaryota; Fungi; Ascomycota; Dothideomycetes; Pleosporales; Phaeosphaeriaceae. The transcript has 2 exons. The record is from RefSeq and is a predicted model, not a curated record. Bases 1 to 510 code for a protein of 169 amino acids.
AUGAAUGCAAGCAGCUUCGCUGGAUACUGGGACAGUUCUGCCAUGCUCUCUAGCAAUAACAUUCUCGAUUACGAAUACACCACAGUCGAUUCGACGCCCUGGCUACGAGAACAUAUUGGCCCAUCCAUAUUCACGUCAACCUUUACACCGCUGGACGUUCAGACCACAUCAUUGCUAGACAACAAUGUCUUUCCAUUAGACCCAGCAUUCAAUUUCGUGGUGUCUGACAGCACAAACAACUUCAACAGCCAUACAUGUGGAUCACUGGCUGAACACCCCGAAACACCUCGAACAGGUGCAUCUGACGUUCACAAUUUAAUCUCUCCUCUCCUUCACGACCCAAACGUCGCGGCCGUCCACGUAUCUACCCCAGAGCCGAUGAUAAACAAUACCUACCGAGUCCCGUAUAUCCGUCGUCAUCAAAUCGUGCACGUGCCUCCACGCGCGAGCAAAACCGCCUUGCAGCUCAGCGAUUCCGCGCCAGACACGAUGGUUACGCCGCGGGGCUGA